AUCAGCUCUCCAAGGCACAGAGACCCACCGAGCAGAUCUUACCAUGGAGGUGUUCAGAUCCAGCAGCAUCAGAAGCUCAUCUGGCAGCUACGGGAUGGGAGGUGGUUCCGCCCGUAAGUCCAUGUCUGUGUUCGGCGGCGCCGGUGGCUCUGGAGUAAAAGCCUCAGUGGCCUCCUUCGGCUCUGGAGGUAGUGCUGCUGGCUUUGGGUUUGGCAUGGGAGGAGGUGCAGCAGGAGGCAUGGACCUCCACGUUGGAGCCAACGAGAAGGCCACCAUGCAGAACCUGAACGACCGUCUGGCCACUUACCUGGAGAAGGUGCGCAGUCUGGAGAAGGCCAACGCUGACCUGGAGCUGAAGAUUCGCCAGUUCCUGGAGAGCAAGACCUCCCCCUCUGCAAGAGACUACACAGCGUUCCAGGUCACCAUCGCUGACCUGCAGGGAAAGAUCCAGGAUGCCACCAGGAUCAACGGUGGAAUCUAUCUGGCUAUUGACAACGCCAAACUGGCAGCAGAUGACUUCAGGACCAAGUAUGAGAAUGAACUCGCCAUGCGCCAGUCAGUGGAAGCAGAUAUCGCCGGCCUGAAGAGGAUGUUGGAUGAGCUGACGUUGGUCAGAUCAGACCUGGAGAUGCAGAUUGAAGGCCUGAAGGAGGAGCUGAUUUUCCUCAAGAGGAACCACCUGGAGGAAAUGGCCAACCUGAGGACAACCAUGGGCGGGCAGGUCAACGUUGAGGUCGAUGCAAAACCAGGUGUUGAUCUGAGCGCUGUGAUGCGUGAGAUCCGUGAGCAGUACGAGGGUGUUGCUGCAAAGAACGCACGAGACCUGGAGGCCUGGUUCCUGACCAAGACAGAGGAAUUGAACAAGCAGGUGGCUAUCAGCACAGAGACCCUCCAGACCUCCAAGUCAGAGAUCUCUGAGGUCCGUCGCACAGUGCAGAGUUUGGAAAUCGAGCUCCAGUCCCAGCUUAGCAUGAAAGCGGCUCUGGAAGGAACUCUUGCAGAAACAGAAGCACGAUAUUCCAUGAAACUUCAAAGCCUCCAGAUGCAGGUGACCAGUCUGGAAGAACAGCUGAUGGGUCUGCGUGCCGACAUUGAGAACCAGAGCCAGGAGUACAAAAUGCUGCUUGACAUCAAGACUCGUCUGGAGCUGGAGAUUGCUGAAUACAGGAGGCUGCUGGACGGAGAGGCCAAGUCCACCACCAGCACCAGCACCAGAGUGGUCAUCGUCACUGAGGAAGUGGUUGAUGGAAAGGUGGUGUCCUCCUCAACUUCUACCACCAGGAGCUAAUGUGUCUCACAGUGACCACAGGGGAGCGACUGAGGCUGAGCACCUUUGGCUUCAAAUCCAAGAGUUCCAUCAAUAAAAUGGAUUGAAUAAAAGUUUCUAAACUCA
Synchiropus splendidus (mandarinfish) is the source of this 1393-nucleotide messenger RNA. Its product is annotated as keratin, type I cytoskeletal 13-like. Gene Ontology annotation, molecular function: structural molecule activity. The coding region runs from base 44 to 1288 and encodes 414 amino acids. NCBI's taxonomy places the organism in Eukaryota, Metazoa, Chordata, Actinopteri, Syngnathiformes, Callionymidae. The record is from RefSeq and is a predicted model, not a curated record. The transcript has 7 exons.